AGGAGUGAGGGAGAAAUAUAGCAGAUGGAUGUUUCAUGUUUGGGAAUGCUAGUGGAAACUGUUAAAUAAAGUGCACCGGGUAAAAUGGGUCAGCAAUCAAGCAAGACAAAUGUUAAUUCGCACAGAAGUCUUGCUAAUGAUGAAGAAAAAGCACUUCUGUCUUAUUUUAAGACUAUUUGUAAAGGAAAGAAACAUGCAAAUAGAGAAGACUUUAAGUCAGCAUGGAGUGAAGGUGUAGACGCACAUCUCUCGCAAACACUUCUGAAUUAUUUGUUUGAAGAUAAUUCAGAUGUAAAUUUUGAAAAGUUUUUAGAGCCUCUUCUGUAUGUAACAAGAGGGAGUGAAGGUGAGAAAAUAACUGCUGUUUAUAGAAUGCUUUCAGCAGGAAGCAAAGAAAUUAAACUGUCAGCAAUAUAUGAGUACGUGGAACACAUUUUUACGUCAUAUAUGGAAACAUACAGAAGCAAGAAAACAAGAAACUUUGAAUCUUGGAAAGUGGGCCAGAACAUAAUUAUACAGUCAGAUCAGCUCCAGGCACUAGUGAAACAUCUGUGCAAAGAUUUGCCUGUGUGCAGUGAGGUCUCUCUUUCAGAUUUGACUACUUGGGUGACAUCAUGGAAUUUGUUGUUCACUAUUCUGCAGAAAGUAGUUUUUAAUAAGAUAUACAAUAUUCUAGACGAAGAUACAAUGGAAAGGUACAACACAAUUCCAUUUUGGAACAGGAUCAUAAGUGAUAAGUCCCCAUCAGUACUGUCGUGGCCAAGCAUUGUAUUCUUGAAUGCUGGACUUCCUUCCAAGCUUCAGAGUGAGUGGAGGCUACUGUUCUCGACUGUUGCGCAUGGUGAAAGUUUCUCAAAACUUAUUGGCUGCAUAAUGAACAAGGGACCUACAAUUGUCAUUGUCAGAGAUAGAGAUGGGCAUGUUUUCGGAGGUUUUGCAUCCAGCAGUUGGACCCUAAGCCCAAAUUAUGUUGGUGACGAUAGCAGUUUCUUGUUCAGUAUAUUGCCAGUGAUGGAGAGGUUUGAGCCUACGGGCUACAAUGAUCAUUAUCAGUACCUUAAUGUCCAGCAACAGACUUUGCCAAAUGGUCUAGGGAUGGGUGGACAACAUAAUUAUUUUGGAUUUUGGCUUGAUGCUGAAUUUGGAAGUGGUCACUGUAGUGAAACAUGCACAACUUACAGAAAUUAUCAUAUGCUCUCUGCUCAAAAAUGCUUUCAAAUAGAGCAUGUAGAAGCCUGGGGAGUAGGCCCAGAACCAGAAGUGGAGGAAGAGUCCAAAGGGCGAAGUGUUCUAGACACACAAACAGAAGCUCGUGCAGUUAUGGAAAUGGCAGGAAAAGUACAGUACAGUGAUGGUUAUCGUGAGCCUGAAGAAGACUAAGGCAGAAACUAGUUUAAUAUUUAUUGUAUUUAUACCCUGAAACCGUAGUUACCAUUAUUGUCAGUUUACUUUCAUAUGAAAUGUGAUUCUAUUGUGAUGAAGGAAUGGAACAAUUUUAGUAUUUUUAUUACUACUAUCAUCAUCUGCCAUAAAGGAACAAAUGCAGCAACAAUGACACAUUUCAGCUUUUCAAAGUGUUUCUUCUUAACAUGAUAGUUAUAUAAGCUAGUUGAAUUGUACUACAAAAAUGUUGGGAAGAAAAGGAAUAAUCACACCAAAUCAUGGUGUAAGAAAAGAAUUUUGGACUUUAAAGUAAUUAUGCUGUUCCAUCCUACCAACAGUUGCAUGUCUUGCCUUCUACUGCUAGUUAAUGCUUGUCUUCUAUGUUGUUCUGUCAAGGUAACAUCUUACUGUUUGCAUGUAUGCGUUUUGCUGCUGCGUACCCUCUUAUUUGAGAAGUAGGUAAGUCAUAUAUCUUCUGUUUCAUCUAGUCUUCAUAUUCAUUUUUUAAUUUUAUAGUUAGCUCUCAUGGUUUCAUUCCAUCAUCAUUAUAGACCGACAAAUACCUUUUCUAUGAAAAGCUUUAGAAACAAGUAAAAUCGAUAUUUUUAAAAUCUGAGUGGUUCAGAUUUUGUAUCUUUUUUUCACAAGUUAAUUGCAUUUAUACCUUGUAAUGGUUUCUCACAUUCAGUGUAUGGAAAAGCAUGAAUCUGGAAGAUAAGUGCACAAAUGAUGGCAAACAUAAUGUUUUUAUAUUUUUCCAGAAUGAGAUUUUCACUCUGCAGCGGAGUGUGCGCUGUUAUGAAACUUCCUGGCAGAUUAAAACUGUGUGCCCGACUGAGACUCUAACUCGGAACCUUUGCCUUUCGCGGGCAAGUGCUCUACCAUCUGAGCUACCGAAGCACGACUCACGCCCGGUACUCACAGCUUUACUUCUGCCAGUAUCUUGUCUCCUACCUUCCAAACUUUACAGAAGCUCUCCUGCGAACCUUUUUAUAUAAAUUUUUAAAUGGUUUCAGAGUUUGGUGCUGUAAUCGGUGGCUAAUGUAAUUGGGUUAGAGUUAGUUUUUUAUUAGUAAAAAAAUUGUAUUUUUGAAGUAUUAACAACUGUCAAUAUUUAUACUUAAAAAAACUUUCUUAAAAAAUAAAGAAAAGCUAUUUAUUUA
Molecule: messenger RNA, 2546 nt
Organism: Schistocerca nitens (vagrant locust)
Lineage: Eukaryota; Metazoa; Arthropoda; Insecta; Orthoptera; Acrididae
Product: MTOR-associated protein MEAK7
Exons: 5
Coding region: 85-1380 (431 amino acids)
Source: RefSeq, a predicted model, not a curated record